Molecule: messenger RNA, 674 nt
Organism: Syngnathus typhle (broad-nosed pipefish)
Lineage: Eukaryota; Metazoa; Chordata; Actinopteri; Syngnathiformes; Syngnathidae
Exons: 2
Coding region: 8-607 (199 amino acids)
Source: RefSeq, a predicted model, not a curated record
AUAUGGUAUGUACAGUAUUUGCUAUUCCUCCACCUCAUCCCUCCUACAAAUGAGCUCGCAUUUUCCGCUUCACCUCAAUAUCACGUUGCACUCGAAACAAGUCAAGUCGGCUGCUCUUAACAUUUUUUUCUCCUACGAACCACUCGUUCACGACGUGGGUAUGGCUACCGCGAUUGUCGUCUUACUUUUUUUCAUCUUCGUCAUCCUGCUUCUACUGCUCAUCGUCCUCUACAAGAAGUUGAACAGGGAGACCAACGGACAAUACACUUUACAGCGUGUUGUCUAUGGAGAAGGGGGUCUCCGGGACCGCGCCAGAACGAUGGCAGCUGUCCUGGAGAACCGCCUGGGAGUUCAAUUAUGGCCCCAUGGCAGUUCUGACGAAGACGGAGAAGAAAUGCAGGAUUUUCAGGAGGAGCCCAGACAAAAGGCAGAGUAUUGUAGUGGAUCGAGUGAUGGGAGCCAGAAUGGUGAAGAUGGCAAGCCACAGGGGUGGAGCGUCAAGGCAAGGAGAGAGAGUGAGACACAUGAGGAAUCGAGGGGGACUGAUGUUUUUAUCAAUUUAAAUCAGUUCUCCAAGAGUGUGAUGUGGUCUGAGCAGGAUGACUAGCAGACAACACAAGAGUCUCAGAGAUGCUAGUUUUCCGUUCAAUUGUCAAUAAACGCAACAUGUCAAA